AUGAAAUACGAAUCAUAUACAGAACAAAUGAAUAGUGUCCCUUUAAAAAAGAGAUUCCACUCCCAAUCCAAGACCUCUCCUACUCACCCAGAAUUUAAUAUGACAACCUCUCCAACUCAACAUUCUCCACAACCAACAACACCUCCAACCAUAAUUAAUACAACUACUACACCUCCUCCAAGUGAUAAUAAUAAUCAAAAUACUUUGGAUAGUAGUAACGAUUCUAUGAUGAUAACUACCACCAUUGAUAACUCUACUUUACCACCUUCUACCCCUAUCAAAGAAGAGGUAAAAACAGAAAAACCUCUUACCGCACUUUUAUCACCAACUUCAACAACAAUUGAUGCCCUAGCAUCAUUACACCUUCAAAGUGUAUCAGCUUCAAACUCGCCCUCUAACGAAUCCACAACCACCACUACUUCUUCUUCUACUUGUAAUUCUUCAUCACCUGAAGAUUCUGGGUCAAAUAGAAAGGAACCAACUACAAGUAGUAGUAGUAGUAAUACCAAUUCUUCAACCUCCUCUAUUACAGAUUCACCAAAUUCAUCAAACAAAAAGAGAAGACAAUUUAUCAAUAGAGCCAAUAAGAAAAAGGAAGACAAAGGUGACUCUGAUAGUGGUGAAGACUCUGAUGAUUCUGAAAACGAUUCCAGUGAAGAGGAUGAAACACUCUAUUGCAAGUGUAACAGACCAGCUUCUUAUGGUUGGAUGAUCGCUUGUGACCGUUGUGAUAAGUACGUAUUCUUUACUAUCUUAUAUUUAUUAACAUUACCUUUUAAUAGAUGGUUUCAUGGAAGAUGUUUAGGUUUAAAGAAAUAUCAAGCAAACUCUAUUGGCACCUAUAUUUGCCCUGAUUGUGAAACAUCAAAGAAGAGGAAGUCUACUUCUAUUAAUCCUUCUCCUUCAAAGUCUGGAAGAAACAACAGGUCGGAAACAACAGCAUCAUCUCUAGCCAAAGAUUUACCACCAAAACAAAUCACUAACCAUCUGUAA
Naegleria gruberi is the source of this 993-nucleotide messenger RNA. RefSeq lists its product as uncharacterized. The record is from RefSeq and is a predicted model, not a curated record. Gene Ontology annotation, biological process: positive regulation of DNA-templated transcription. Gene Ontology annotation, cellular component: Set1C/COMPASS complex. The transcript has a single exon. The coding region runs from base 1 to 993 and encodes 330 amino acids. NCBI's taxonomy places the organism in Eukaryota, Heterolobosea, Eutetramitea, Acrasida, Naegleriidae.